UCCACGGAGGGGAGCGUGUGACCUGCUCGCGUAUGCGUGCCUCGCCUCCCCGAUUUAUUUAGCCUCUCAAGGAUCGGUAAUCUCCCAAAAGCUGCUCUUUCGGCCGCUCAACGCCGCGGACUGGGAGAUUUAGUGGAACAUCCGGUGCCGCGCUCACAAGUCCUCACGAUAGCACGUCCCUCUCGUCUUCUCUUCCUCUCUCAUCGCUCGUAAUGGCAGGCGUCGACCCAUACGCCCAGUCCAAGGGGGCAGUGAACCUUCCCCCUUCGUCCUUCAAGCACAUCGCGUCGCUGCGCCCGGGACGGCUACGCAUCUCUCCCGACUGCCUUGUCAGCGAUGAGGUCGUGUCCGACAAGCUCUAUUCAGGUUUCGUCGAACACCUCGGACGCGGCAUCUAUGGCGGUAUCGUUGCCUUGCCCACCGACCCAAGUCCCGCCGAGCUCCUCCAGCCGCAGCCACAGGAUCGAUUGGGCUGGCGCAAGGAUGUAAUCCGCGUGCUGCGUGACGACUUGGAGAUGCCUGUUCUGCGCUGGCCGGGCGGAAACUUUGUCUCCAACUACCAUUGGCAGGAUGGCAUCGGCCCGCUCAAAGACCGGCCUAAGCGCAUCGAGCUGGCGUGGGGAGCGACUGAGUCGAACUUGUUCGGCACAGACGAGUUCAUCGACUACUGCCGCGAGCUCAAGGUUGAGCCUUACCUCUGUCUCAACAUGGGCACGGGCACGUACGAGGAAGCGCUGGCGUGGCUCGAGUACUGCAAUGGUACCGGGGACACGUACUGGGCGAACCUGCGGCGCAAGAACACAGGGCGUGACGAGCCCCACGCCGUCAAGUGGUGGGGACUAGGAAAUGAAGUACACGGCCCGUGGCAAGUGGGGCACCUCUCGGCAACCGACUACACUACCACCGCCAAACGCUGGGCGCACGGUCUGCGCCUCGUCGAUCCAACCAUCAAGCUCGUCUCGUGCGGCAAUCAGGGCAACUCCGAAUGGGAUCGUGAGGUGCUCAACGGCCUUAUCGGGGUCGUUGACCUGCACAGCAUCCAUCUCUACACGAUGCUCGGUCAUGAGCGAUAUUCGGACUGCGCUGGCUUCGAGUACGAGAAGAACGUCUUCGGCCCUAUGGCAGCGGAGCGAGGCAUAGAAAUCUGCACGAGCUUGAUCGAGCUGGCCAAGAUCGAGCGAUCCGGUCAGGUGCUGGACUGGAAUCAGAGGGACGCGCAGGUAGCUGCGAGGGAUGUCAAGAUCUGCUACGACGAGUGGAAUGUGUGGGACGAGGUCAAGGCGCCCGGUGAUGGAUCGAAUGGGCUCGAGCAGAUUUAUGACUUCACCGACAUGCUGGGCACGGUAGCAUGGCUCCACGUCCUACUUCGCAAGCACCGCGAGGUUGGCAUGGCAUGCAUUGCACAGUCGGUCAACGUGAUCUCGCCUCUUAUGACCUCCCGCGACGGGCUGCUUUUCCAGGCAACGUACUGGCCGCUUCGCCUAUUUGCCCGCCUCAUGAAGGGUGGUAAGCUGCUUGACCUUGGCUACCGCUCUGAGCUCUACCACGGCCCCACCUACCCGACAUGGACCCGGCACAUUGCCCCGCCGCCGUACGUGGACGUGAUUGCUAUGCUGGCUGGCGAGACGAGCGUUCGCCUGUCGAUCCUCAACAGGCAUCCUACCGCGGACUGGGAGUGCAAUCUAGUUCUUGAAGGAUUUCAAAUCAAGACUGCCGAGGUCCAUGAAAUGUACGAAGAUGACCUGCUUGCCAAGAAUACGUGGGAAGACAAAGAGAGGGUCAAGCCGGAGACGAGAACGGUGGACAAGCUGGACAAGCUGACUGUCAAGAGGCAUUCAUUUGUAUUUGUGGUGCUCGAAGGGCAUUGCGUCAAGUGAGCACGCAGCGACAGAUUGAAUACAUCAUCGUCUAAUGAGUCCCGGUGGUCGUAGAGCAACAAGAAAUGGAAUGAUCCAGACCGCAAUUCGCUCGCUGGGCUCCACAAAGGUAGGGUCACAGGGCAGUCGCAAGCAGGUGUUGCUCAGCAUACCGCUGGCGCACCAAUUGCAGCACGAGAAGCCGUCAAGGCUGCACUGAGGCCGCCGUUCAAUUACGGCGCGACAGUGCUACUGUAAUGGCCCGUGGCGUGACUCAGAUAGCGGUAUGAAGGGCUUUGAGACUUCUUGGCCUCGGUUCCUUUCUUCACCGCAACCACAAACG
Jaminaea rosea is the source of this 2199-nucleotide messenger RNA. RefSeq names its product glycoside hydrolase. Bases 213 to 1877 code for a protein of 554 amino acids. The record is from RefSeq and is a predicted model, not a curated record. Lineage: Eukaryota; Fungi; Basidiomycota; Exobasidiomycetes; Microstromatales. Gene Ontology annotation, molecular function: alpha-L-arabinofuranosidase activity. The transcript is spliced from 3 exons. Gene Ontology annotation, biological process: L-arabinose metabolic process; polysaccharide catabolic process.